AUUUUUUUAAAUGUAGUGGAGAUAGCACAUGGUGGAGAGAAAAAUGGGGUCUAAUAACGAAGAACAAAAAGAAAUAUUUGUUGAAUGUUGAAUAUAUUCCAUAGGUCAUUAACUAUUAUGACUAGCAGAUUACCUUUAGUGAUUAUUUUGGGAGCUACGGGCUCUGGCAAAACGAAAUUGUCUCUAGAAUUAGCCAAGAGAUUUAGUGGAGAAAUCAUUGGUGCUGAUUCGAUACAGGUUUACAAAGCACUUGAUAUUAUUUCUGCAAAAGCAACAGAAACAGAACGGUCUUUGGCUCCUCACCAUCUAAUUGACAUAUUAGAACCACAUGAAAUAUUUACUGUUAUUGAAUAUCGGAAUAGGGCUUUGUCCCUUAUAAAUAACAUACAGGAAAAAAAUAAAUUACCAAUAGUCGUUGGAGGAACAAAUUAUUAUAUAGAGUCGAUCUUGUGGAAAAUUUUAGUAGAAAAUGAAUGUGGACUAGUCGAAAAAAUUGGAGUAUUACCGAAUAACGAGCAUCAGUUACCCAGUGAAGAGUUGCAUAAAAGAUUGAGUCAUAUUGAUCCAGAUAUGGCUAGAAGGUUGCAUCCUAAUAAUAAGAGGAAAAUUUUGAGAUCACUUGAAAUAUUCUAUCAGAAGGGUCGAAAACAUAGUGAUAUUUUAAACGAACAACAUUCUAGCGACAAUGCAUCUGGAUCUGAUGGCGGUCUUCGAUUCCUCAAUUCUUUGGUUCUCUGGUUACAAUGCGAUCAGGAUAUUCUCGACAAAAGGUUAGAUGAACGUGUUGAUAAUAUGUUAGAACAAGGAUUGCUGCAAGAGUUGAUUGCAUUUCAUAAACUUUAUAACGAAAAGCGGAUUCAUGAUAACGAGUCACCUGAUUAUACCAAAGGGAUUUUUCAAUCUAUCGGAUUUAAAGAAUUUCAUGCCUACCUGGUCCUCGAUGAGGAAGAGAGAGCUAGUGAUGAAGGAAAAAAGAAAUUAGAGGAAGGAAUCAGUCUACUAAAAAUGGCCACGAAAAGGUAUGCUAGAAAGCAGAAGAAGUGGAUCGUUAAUCGUUUUCUUGGAAGAAGUGACAGAAAGGUGCCUCCAGUGUAUGGAUUAGAUACAACGGAUGUGUCUCAGUGGAACGAAAACGUUACGAAAGUUGCGGAAGAAAUAGUGGAAAGUUAUGUGUCUAAAACUAAGUGUAAUCAUAACUCCUUACCUGUGCGAUCUGUGAACUCUACGCCAAACAGUGCGGACUUUACUUAUAUCUGUGAGGUUUGUGAUCGUGUGUUUGUGGGAGAUCUUCAGUGGACACUUCAUAGGAAAUCCAACAGGCACAAGAGAGCGUUAGAGAGCAGACAUAAGAAACUGAAGAAAAGCUGAAAUAUUCACUUUGGACGUUGUCUAAAUUAAGAUUUUCAUCACAAGGAGGAAACCAUACAAAAUUUGCCGAAGGGAAAAUGUAUCGUCCUUCCCCAAAGGGUAAGAGGAACGCGCGAACAGGAAACAAACUACCCCGUGGAAAAAUACAUGCUUUACCGUGGCACCAUUCCUCAGAUUCCACAACUGAUCCGUGUGGUGGGAACGCAAUGGAACACCGACUGAUUUAGGGCGAGCAAAAAAGAGGCAGGUUAGGCAACACGUGCAAGCGAGAAAUGAAGAUUUUCGGAUUAGACAGGAUGACGUAAUAGUACAUUAGUGAAGCCGGCUCUUAGACCAGCAGACGAACCAGACCCCAGCCCAGACCAGACCAGUCUCGGUAGACAACCGACUGAAUGCCUACUUGCCCGAUCUUUACAGGAAGGGAAAUGCGAAACACGUGUAUAUAUAUUCAAAGCAACCUUGACACAUUAUAUAAAAAGCGCGGGACUUCGUAACGUGCGUAGGAGACAAUGGUGUGUAGAUAAAUAUAAUACUUAAAUUACGUGUAUCCAUCCAGAAGUGGAGGUAGGACGAAAGUCAUUUUAUUAGAUGUAGUAAGAAGUAAAAACUUGAGUUCGUCGUAACAAAAAGGUUAAAACCGCGUCUUCCAACAUCUAAAAAUGUCUAGAUUUCCUGUACGCAAGCAACUUAUUUACUCAUGGAGUAAAAAUAAUACAUAAGUGAAUUUAUAAAUACAUGUUAUGCGAUUAAAUUUCCUGCAUAUAUUCGGAUGAGGUAUCAUAUUAUUCUGGUAAAUUCUAGUGUUCUCAAAAAAAAAAAAUGCAUAUACAGCCCUCUACUUUUUUUUACCAUCAAUCUUACAAUUACAAUUAAUUACGGGGUUUCUUAACGUAAUUGUAUAUUUAAAAGUAGGGGUUUCAAAUUACUUGCGCGGUGAUAUCGGUCGUAUGAAAAUUAAUUUUUUUAUCGUGAAACAAGUCGAUUAAUAGAUCCAAUUUUUUUUAAUUAUUAUAUAAAUAACCCACCGAGAGACUCUCAUGGUCAACUGGUAGUAAAAUUGUAAUAUGUCUGCGAUUGUGUCGUAUAAUUUUCUAUGUAAAACCUUGACAUUACAAAUUAUAUCAGAAAUAGUUGGUUAACCACUGCCAAGUACAUCCGGUAUCAAAUGAUUUAGGAAUCUGGACGUACAAGUUUUCAAUAUACCGUUAAAUUAUUUAUGAAUGAAUUAUAAAAUUAAUAGACAUUUUCCAAAAAUUACAUACAUUACAAUACGACGACAUUAAAUAAAAAUGUAAAGGUUUUUGUUUUAUUAAAUUCAAUAACUGGUGUUUCUUCCCAAUUCUUGCAAUUGCCCUCUAUAUUUAAGGGAAUAAAUAAAAGCCUUUUUAUAGAAAAUCGAAUUUUAAAUGAACAUUUACGCAAGGCAUAAAAUUAUGUGAGUAUCUAAUUUCGUUUAUUAACACACAUUAUUCCCACUUAUAUUAUUCAUAAAGUUCAUCAUUUUUACUUGAACCUGUAUCCUUGAAAGCUACUUAGUCUCCAAGUGCUAAAUUACGUUUUUUUCUGUCGGUUGUUCAACUUGUUAGUUACAAGGUGAUAAAUAAAUACAUUAGUUGGCCAACUUUUAGAUAAACAAAUUCGUAUACCGAAUAUAGGCUGGAAAAAAGUAAAAGUGACAAAAUAAAUAUUCAUCGGUCGAGAACAAUGGUCUUUCCUGUGGGCAGUAUUUUUUUGUAAUUAUGUUAAAUGGUGUCUGACCUUAUUAUUCGGAUUCAGACUAAAUUAAUGCUAAAGUAACGAAAUUUUUAAAAUUAUAUAUUAUAUAAUUCCUUUCUUCUAUUUUUUUUCCGAU
Molecule: messenger RNA, 3220 nt
Organism: Anoplophora glabripennis (Asian longhorned beetle)
Lineage: Eukaryota; Metazoa; Arthropoda; Insecta; Coleoptera; Cerambycidae
Product: tRNA dimethylallyltransferase
Exons: 8
Coding region: 85-1368 (427 amino acids)
Biological process (GO): tRNA modification
Cellular component (GO): mitochondrion
Molecular function (GO): tRNA dimethylallyltransferase activity
Source: RefSeq, a predicted model, not a curated record